AUGGGGCUUCUGGAUGGUAAGGUCGGAUUGGUAGUUGGCGUCGCCAACGAUCGCUCCUACGCGUGGCACAUCGCGAAAGAAAUCUACGCACACGGCGGGACAUGCGCUUUCGCACAUAUUCCUGGCGACAAGAACGCACGCAGAACGCAGAAAGCUGCGGAAAAGAUUGUUGACAAUCCAGUCCUCUACGAAUGCGACGCCGGCUCUGAUGAAAAUCUUGAUGCACUCUUCGAGAACUACGAGAAAGACCACGAUCGCAUGGAUUUCCUCGUCCAUUCGAUCGCAUACGCCGAUCGUGAAUGGCUCCAGAUGGGCAUGUUCUCCAAGACACCUCGACAAGCGUACCUUGAUGCGAUCGACAUCUCUUCUUACACACUCGCGGCGAUGACCAAUCGCGCCAAACCCCUCAUGAUGAAAAACGGCGGCGGAUCGGUCAUGGCGAUGAGCUACUACGGCUCUGAAAAAGUUGUCCUCGGAUACAAUGUCAUGGGUGUCGCCAAAGCAUGUCUUGAAGCGACCACACGCUACCUCGCUGCAGAGCUUGGACAGGACGGAAUCCGCGUCAACACCAUCUCAGGCGGCUACCUACGCACGCUUGCGAGCUCCGCGGUCGCUGGGACCAAUGAACUCGAAGAACUCGCAGCACAGAAAGCACCACUCCGUAGGACUACUGAGGGAUCAGAUGUCGGGAAGACCGCCGUCUAUCUCGCAUCUGACCUCUCCAGCGGCGUAACGGGCGAGAACAUCUAUGUGGACUGCGGCGUCAAUAUCCUCGGUGCAUAA
Messenger RNA from Symbiodinium sp. CCMP2592, 783 nucleotides. The record is from the annotation of a GenBank genome assembly. NCBI's taxonomy places the organism in Eukaryota, Dinophyceae, Suessiales, Symbiodiniaceae.